UACUGUACCACAACCAUGACUCAACACAUUUAACCACUCGGGUCUGAGCUUUGAGGAUGAGAGGACUAGCAGACAACUUGGUGAACCAGACAACGUUGCUCAGCCAGUCAAAUCCUCUCCCAAUGCAGCAGGUUAUCAGUGUCUGGGUCCGGGAUCCACGGAUGCAAAAGAAUGACUUUUGGCAUGCCUACUUAGACUAUGAGAUCUGUCUCCACACCAAUAGUCUGAGCUUCACCAGGAAGAUCUCAAGUGUGAGACGAAGAUACAGUGAGUUUGUAUGGCUCAAACAAACCUUGCAGAAAAACUCACUGCUCAUGGUAAAGUUACCCAAGCUCCCCCCUAAGAACCCGUUCUUCAGCCUGAACAAUGCCAAGCAAAUCACAGAAAGAAUGAAGGGGCUGCAGAGAUUUCUGGAAUUGACACUCAAGAGCUCUCUGCUGUUGUCCGACAGCUGCCUGCACCUCUUCCUUCAGUCGGACCUGAUUAUAGAUCAGAUGGAGGCCUGUGCCGCAGGCAGGACGCACUACACUGUGGAACAGGCUGUGCUGCGCUGUGGCAGAGCCCUGCGACGAUUCCACUCCCUGGAUGACCAGCAAGAGAACCAGUCGGAAGACCGCGAGACCUCCUCCUCUGAGUGGUGGGGCUUGUACCCUGUUUGAGCUUCCCUUUAAGAUUCAUGAUACUUUAGCAUAGUUACAAGUGUCACACUUAACGGAAUUGUAAAUUCUUUAGACCCUGGUUUGAAAUCUAUUCUAAUUGUCUAAUAACUUUCAUUCAAAUGUGAGGUUGAAUCUGUGAAGCUGUUAUUAAUACAUCAGCUCAUCUUCUACCUGUCUUCUCUGUUUCAAAGCCCUGUCUUUCUGGAGUCGAGCAGUGUGGUUGCAGAGGGAGCAGAGACCAAUGUGGUUGUGGAUCCUGCACCCUAAUCUAACAGGGAAGAGGAGACUCCCUAAUCCCCUGAACUGGGAGUCAGGCUACCAGUUACAUACACUAUCCUUAACAUUCAUCAUGGGAUCUUAAAACUAUCUGGACAUAACAGUACUUCAUCUUUCAGUUUAAAUCACUUGAACAACUUUGAGUGAAUUUGGGAAUAUCUCAAACAUGUAAAUAUAUUUCUGUGUAAAGUUACUAAAUGGUGUUUCUGUACAAAGUGUUAAUAAAGACUUUUGGUGAGCUUUUCACUGUGCAUCUCCAGGACACUCUGAAAUCCGGUAAUU
This is a messenger RNA of Hypomesus transpacificus, 1217 nucleotides long. RefSeq names its product sorting nexin 10b (gene snx10b). Gene Ontology annotation, biological process: intracellular protein transport. Gene Ontology annotation, molecular function: phosphatidylinositol binding. The coding region runs from base 57 to 659 and encodes 200 amino acids. The transcript has 6 exons. The record is from RefSeq and is a predicted model, not a curated record. NCBI's taxonomy places the organism in Eukaryota, Metazoa, Chordata, Actinopteri, Osmeriformes, Osmeridae.